GACUUUCCAACGUCAAAAAUCAAACUCCCAAAACGUGUUGAUUUCUUUGACACAUUGGUAUCUCUCUCUCUAUCCACAACCACCUCUCUCUGUCUCUCUGUCUGUGUAUAUGUCUCUCAGUUUGAGCUCAAAUUGAGCCAACUCUGUCUCAGUCUAGAGAGAGGGAGAGAGAGAGAGAAGCAGCAAGAGUGAGACAGUCAGGGUGUGGGUGUGGGUGUUGGGUUGGGUUGGGUUGUUGAUUUGAACAAUGAUCAAGUACAGGAAUGGGGAUAUCUGGGGAUUCGAGAAUGGAGGCCACGUUGGUUGUUCUUCUUCUUAUUCUGAUUCAGAGAGUGGAGUGAUCUUGGGUGUGGACGGUGGCACCACGUCCACCAUCUGUGUCUGCAUUCCCUUCUCCUCCCUCCACUCUCUCCCUGACCCUUCUCUUCCUAUCCUCGCUCGCGCCGUCGCCGGUUGUUCCAACCACAACAGCGUCGGAGAAACUGCAGCCAGAGAUACAUUAGAACAGGUUAUGGCAGAAACCCUUCUAAAUUCAGGUUCAAAGAGAUCUGCUGUUCGAGCUGUUUGUUUGGGUGUAUCUGGUGUUAACCAUCCAACGGAUCAGGAAAGAAUAUUAAAAUGGCUAAGGGACAUAUUCCCAAGCCAUGUAAAGCUAUAUGUUCAUAAUGAUGCUGUAGCAGCUUUGGCCAGUGGGACAUUGGGUAAGCUUCAUGGCUGUGUUUUGAUUGCCGGUACAGGUUGCAUUGCUUGUGGAUUUGCUGAAGAUGGACAAGAGGCUCGUGCUGCUGGUGCUGGACCUAUCCUAGGUGAUUGGGGCAGUGGCUACGGAAUUGCUGCACAGGCACUGACAGCAGUGAUAAGGGCUCAUGAUGGUCGUGGUCCACAAACAAUGCUUACAAAAAGUGUUCUACAGUCACUUAGUCUUUCUUCUCCAGAUGAACUUAUUGGGUGGACCUAUGCCGAUCCAUCUUGGGCACGCAUUGCGGCACUUGUCCCAGUAGUGGUGUCUUGUGCGGAAGAUGGAGAUCAAAUUGCAAACAAGAUUUUAGAAGAUGCAGUCCAAGAAUUGGCUGUAAGUGUGAAAGCAGUUGUUCGAAGACUUUGCUUGGGUGGAGUAGAUGGAAAUGGCUCUUUCCCAGUUGUGAUGGUCGGCGGUGUGCUUGAAGCUAACAGGAAGUGGGACAUAGGAAAGGAAGUUAUUGACUGUAUCCAGAAGACCUACCCCAAGGCUUGUCCAGUUAAACCAAAGGUGGAGCCUGCAGUUGGGGCAGCUUUGUUUGCUUGGAAUCUUUUGAAGAAAGAAACAGAAGUCAACUGCCAUAGAUGACCUGGGAUGUGUUUAGAAACAUCCAAUUCAAUUGUAAAGCUCAACAUACAUGGAAACUUUGUACAAAUGAAGUAAAGCUUGAACAUUGUUAUUAUUGCCCGAAAAGCUCAGUAAUUAUUGACACCGCACAAACUCUAUUAUUGUGCACACUGGAGGGUGAAGAGUUUGGAUGCAUAAUAUAAAGAGACUGCUGUUGUGAUUGUUGCUUUUUUGUGGGGCAGGGCUUUAUGGUGGGGGCAAAUUACAGCCACUAUUUAACCUCAACAUUUGAAAGCUCACCCCAUCUUACACUUACAGUGUCAUAAUUUAUUUGAUAACCGAUAUUUUUUUUCUUUAAUAGUAUUUUAUUUUAUUUUUUUUGUAUUUUUCUCAAUAGUUUAAAGAAGUUUUAUUGUAUUAAAAACAUAGUGGUAUAUUUUGAGAUGAAAUGUGAUGUGCAAAUAGAGGCACCCGCCUACA
Molecule: messenger RNA, 1786 nt
Organism: Camellia sinensis
Lineage: Eukaryota; Viridiplantae; Streptophyta; Magnoliopsida; Ericales; Theaceae
Source: RefSeq, a predicted model, not a curated record